Messenger RNA from Zea mays, 1727 nucleotides. RefSeq names its product trehalose-6-phosphate phosphatase10. The transcript has 10 exons. Lineage: Eukaryota; Viridiplantae; Streptophyta; Magnoliopsida; Poales; Poaceae. Gene Ontology annotation, molecular function: trehalose-phosphatase activity. Bases 130 to 1284 code for a protein of 384 amino acids. The record is from RefSeq and is marked predicted. Gene Ontology annotation, biological process: trehalose biosynthetic process.
GAAAACCGCCGGCUGCCUUGCAAAACAGCCAACCUCACAGCUCACAGUCACACUAGCGUUGUCCUCUCGCGGAAGCAAAGGCCUGCUGGGGUGCGCGUGUCCGUCCGUGUGCGCGGGCGCGCCACAGCCAUGACGAACCAGGACGUGGUGGUCCCGGACAUGGGCAUUGCGGCGGCUGCGGCCUUGCCGCCCCCCGGCCUCUUCGCGUGCCGCGGCGUCGCGGGGGCCGUGUCGUCGCUGCGGGGCACGUACGGCAGCCUUGGCCUCCCCGGCGGCGCCGCCGCCGACGGUGGCGAGUUCCGUUCCCCCGUGGCGGCGGCGGCGAAUGCGCCGCCGGGUCGGACCAGCUGCACCAGCCGGGUCGUCGAGGCCAUCCGCGCGUCGUCGCCCGCCCGCUGCCCCGCCGUCGACGAGUACGACGCGUGGACGAGGAAGCACCCGUCGGCGCUGGGCAGCUUCGACCAGAUCGCGGCGGCGGCUAAGGGGAAGAGGGUCGUCAUGUUCAUGGACUACGACGGCACGCUCUCCCCGAUCGUCGCCGACCCCGACAUGGCGUUCAUGACCCCCGAGAUGAGGGCGGCGGUGCGCAACGUCGCGAAGCGCUUCCCGACGGCGAUCGUGACCGGCCGGUGCAUCGAGAAGGUCUGCAGUUUCGUCGGCCUGCCGGAGCUCUACUACGCCGGAAGCCACGGGAUGGACAUCAAAGGCCCAAACUCCAAGGAGGACAAGACGGUCCUGCUGCUGCAACCAGCUCGCGAGUUCCUGCCGGUGAUCGACAAGGCUUACAAGGCUCUGGUGGAGAAGACGAAGGACACGACGGGGGCCAGGGUGGAGAACAACAAGUUCUGCCUCUCCGUGCACUUCAGAUGCGUCGACGAAAAGAGCUGGAGCUCAUUGGCUGAGAAGGUCAAGGCCGUGCUCCGGGACUUCCCCGAGCUGGAGCUCACCGAGGGCAGGAAAGUCGUGGAGGUCCGGCCGUCGAUCAUGUGGGACAAGGGCAAGGCCGUUGAGUUCUUGCUCAGGUCGCUCGGAUUCGACGACGACCGCACCAACGUCCUGCCGGUGUACAUCGGGGACGACCGGACCGACGAGGAUGCUUUCAAGGUGUUGAGGGAGAGAGGUCAAGGGAUAGGGAUCCUUGUUUCGAAAUGCCCCAAGGAGACUGAUGCCACCUACUCUCUCCAAGAUCCCACUGAGGUCAUGGAGUUCUUGGUCCGUCUGGGGCAGUGGAAUCCACUGCGAUCACCAUCGCCGGCGGCGCGCCCAAGGGGGCGAAAGCAGUAACAGACGACGACAACAACAGAUCGCUAAGCGUGUUUAAUUUAAUUAUAGUUAGUUAGUUAGUUUAUUAAUUGUUGCACUACUCUAGGAGUAAUAACCCUCCUCGACGAUCUACAUACAUUACCCCAUCGUCUCAGCUCAGCUCCCGGCCCCAGAUGUGAACUCUGGCCGGCCAACCUGCUGAUUGUGUUCGAUCAGACGUUCUUCCAUAUGGGUUUUAGAGGCACAGGCAGGCAUCCAUGUGCAAAGCUGCCUGCCGCCUUUGAUUAGCUUAACCCAGGAAGGUUCAUCUGCUGUAUGAGUUGUGUAGUGACUACCUAGCUAUGACCUUAGCAGCUUAAUUAUUAGCCCGUCUACUGUAAAAUGUAACAUAUAAGCAACUGGCAGAAUUUUAAUAUGCACUUCCUUUGCUCUGAGGACCCAACCUCAUUGCAUGUGCUGUGUUG